Spirometra erinaceieuropaei is the source of this 240-nucleotide messenger RNA. NCBI's taxonomy places the organism in Eukaryota, Metazoa, Platyhelminthes, Cestoda, Diphyllobothriidea, Diphyllobothriidae. The record is from the annotation of a GenBank genome assembly.
AUGGCGAAACAGGUUCUUUUUAGGAAUCACAAUCCAAUACGGACAGCAGCUCCACAAUUCCAAAGGGGCAGUCUCCUAAUCGUUCAAGUAAGUUUUCUGUUUGACUAUUACUUAUAUAAAUUUCAGAUGGAGGGCAUGCAACUAGCACUCCCAAACAAAAGCGAAGAAGACAUGAACAAUCGGUUACCCAGCGGAGACAUAGGCAUCAUAAGAAAGGAUCUCACUGGCCAGCCGGUAUAA